AUGGAGGAGUACGAGCGCGCGCCCAAGCGCCUGAAGGUGUCCGCCGAGGCUGAGGAUGAGGAGGAGCUGGAGGAAGGCGAGGAGUCAGACUCAGCAUCCGCGGGGCUCCUGGGUGACGAUGAGGAGGAUGAAGGGCAGAGCAGAGCGCGCUGGAGCUCCGCGGAGAGGAAGGAUGUUUUGUACACGGUCUGUAAUCCGAUCGGAAACGUGCUGCGCAUCGUGAUCUUCAAGAGGAACGGGAUCCAGGCCAUGGUGGAGUUCGAAUCCAUCCAGAACGCUCAGAAGGCCAAAGCUGCCCUCAACGGGGCCGACAUCUAUGCCGGCUGCUGCACGCUGAAAAUCGAAUACGCUCGGCCCUCACGCCUCAACGUCAUCAGAAAUGACAACGACAGCUGGGACUACACCAAACCUUUCCUGCUGCGCCGAGAGCGUGGUAAAGGCCGACAGCGGCAGGCCAUCCUGGGAGAACAUCCGUCCUCGUACAGCGAUAACGGAUACGGCUCUCACUGCCCCCUGCUGCCGCUGCCCGGUAAUAACCGCUUCAAGCGCGGCUCUCAUGAUGUCCCGGAGGUGGUGGCGUAUCCGCUGCCCCAGACAUCCUCAUACAUGAGCCACACCUCCAGCUCCGUCGCCAUGGUGAGCGGCCUGCAUCCCGCCAAGAUGAACUGCACUCGCAUCUUCAACCUCUUCUGUCUCUACGGAAACAUUGAGAAGGUAAAGCAUUCUUGA
Messenger RNA from Sinocyclocheilus grahami, 729 nucleotides. RefSeq names its product heterogeneous nuclear ribonucleoprotein L-like. Bases 1 to 729 code for a protein of 242 amino acids. Lineage: Eukaryota; Metazoa; Chordata; Actinopteri; Cypriniformes; Cyprinidae. The record is from RefSeq and is a predicted model, not a curated record. The transcript has 6 exons. Gene Ontology annotation, molecular function: nucleic acid binding.